Messenger RNA from Amoebophrya sp. A120, 813 nucleotides. NCBI's taxonomy places the organism in Eukaryota, Dinophyceae, Syndiniales, Amoebophryaceae. The record is from the annotation of a GenBank genome assembly.
CCAGAGCCUAAAGCUUUAUUCAUGUUUACCCGCGCACUUCCCAUUUAUCAUUCGGUCAGAUUUGAUUUCUAUUGUUUCUGCUACUGGGACGUGAUACUAUUUUCCGUUUGACGUCGGUUUGGUUGUGUUGCUGUUGUUGCUCCUCCACCUCCACUAGUGUGUGGUAAUAUUACAGACCGAGGUUGGCGAUGGAACGUCGCAGCUUAGCAGCUCAUCCCUUCGCAGCUUUUUUGUUAUUAGUAAUAAAAUAGAAACAUACCAUUAUGAGUUUCAUAUGGCUACGGGUUUCUAAUGUCCAUGAUGACCCACGAACUCAUAUAUUGUAGUGAAGUAAACGACCAAACUUUCCGAACUGGAAUCGACGAAAAAACUAAGUACGAAAGCAACGAAUAUCAAUACCAAAGAUGCCCUAGUAAGUUAUGCAUUCCUUGCACAAGCCACGUCGAUUCUAUUCUUGUCUGGAACGGAAAAACAAAAAUCUAUACUAAGUGGGCAAAUCCAAUCUCAUGCAAAACGAAAAACGUAAUAUAUGCAAUGCAGUGCACCCACUGUGCUUUGAUUUACAUAGGCCAAACCAAAAACAUGCUUCGCGAGAGGUUUUUCGACCACCGUCAAAAGCUGAACGAAGCCUACGAAGCACGACUUUGGCAAGAUUUUUCUGGAAUUAGGAAAAAGCAUAGCGCAAUACUUUAUCAUCAUUUUGCCCGAUGUCCGGGUAGGCCGCGGGUCAUGCCUGUCAACAUCACUUCUUCAUCUGAGCUUCUCACCGAGCUCGAGGAAAAAAUGAUGUGCUACGCCCGUUCCUUAUUUCCA